Molecule: messenger RNA, 1958 nt
Organism: Mytilus californianus (California mussel)
Lineage: Eukaryota; Metazoa; Mollusca; Bivalvia; Mytilida; Mytilidae
Exons: 1
Coding region: 276-1766 (496 amino acids)
Biological process (GO): positive regulation of DNA-templated transcription
Cellular component (GO): chromatin; nucleoplasm
Molecular function (GO): ubiquitin-protein transferase activity; zinc ion binding
Source: RefSeq, a predicted model, not a curated record
UUACAAAAGGAAAGGACCAAGUUGGUUUUGAAUGUCCGAUUUGCCGCAAGUUGAUUCAACUCCAAGGACACCCUGGUGUUCCAGAGACAUGGGUAGAUCAACUGCCAACAAACCAUCUCAUAACAUCGAUGAUGGACCUAAAAGACAUAACCAGAUCAGAGAAGCUGUGUAACGCAUGUUAGUUGAGUAAUGUAUCGAAGAAAGUCGUGUCUUGGUGUACAGUAUGUGGUGAGGCGUACUGUACAGACUGUACAAAAGAUCACAGAAAGUUCCGAAUGUCAUUACAUCAUAAAAUCAUUUCUAUCGAAGAACUGAAAUCUUCUGAAGAAGUAUUUGGUGAAUCAGGGAUCGUUUUUUGUGAUGAACAUCCUGAUAAGGCCAUUGAAGUAUUUUGUGAUGACCAUUCCAAACCAUGUUGUACAUUAUGUGUAACAAUUAAUCAUAGAAAAUGUGAGAACGUUACUACCAUUGACAAAGCUACUGUCGGUAUCAAAACAGCAACGAAAACCACAGAACUUCAUAAAAAACUACAGCAGUUAAGCCAAGAAAUUGACAGUUCUAUAAAAAUCAUUGAAGACAAUAAGACCAAAUUUGAAACCGAAAGUACCAACAUCUUAUCAGAGAUUGACCUAUUGAAAAGUAACAUUAUCAAACACUUAGCAAGAAUGGAAAACGAAAUAAAAGAAGAAUUAUCAACUAAAAAGGGGGUCAUUUUGAAAGCUAUAGAAAAUGAAGCUAUGGAACUUACGAGUCUGAAAUGUACUAUUGAUAACUGGAAAAGGAUCAUGGACACUUGCCUUAAACAUGGUUCGGAACUCCAAUGUUUAACAGAAGUAAAUAGACUCAUAGCAAAGAAGGACGGCUUGGGCAAUCAAAUAAAAACUGCAAUAUCUACGUUAAAAAUCAAUUCUUUAACGUUCAAACCGUUUGAUUCCGUCAAAAACUUUGAAAGUAAUGAAAAAUCGUUCGGCAGCUUAUCCUUAUCGGAUUCGUUAAUGCAUAAGCCGUCUGUAAAUAUGAAAACAGGAAAAAUCGAAAUUGUUCACGUUUUUGACGUCGCCAAUGGAGGGAUAUCUUUUGGAAGUGGUAUAUUUCUUGGUAAUUUCAUAUUAAUAACAAACUUUUCAAGUCAAAGAGUAGUGAAAUUUAAUCGGGAAUUUGUCUAUAAAAACGAAUUAAAAUUACCGCAUGGUCCAUACGAUAUUACAAAAAUAGACGAUUCUAAAGUUGCUGUCGGAGCGCAACCACAGAUCUUUAUCAUUGACGUCGUAAAUAUGAAGAUAGAAAAGAUUUUAACAGUAAAUGGUUCGUUUUUGGGACUCCAGUAUGUAUGUCCAGAAUAUAUAGUUGCAUAUUGUGGAAAACUAACGUGGAUAGAUGCAUCCAGCGGAUCAAGAAUAAGAGACUGCCAGACUGGUAACCAAUGCCUCUACUUUCAUGCUUUUGGGAGAAAUGAGUAUAUAUGCGCUGUGACUUCCAAUUCUGUGUCUAAAUAUGUAGACGGGAAAGCUGAAUUUACCUAUAGCUCUGAUAAGUUAACAUAUAUAAGAGGAAUAGACAAGGACUGUGAAGGAAAUAUUUACAUUUGUGGGUAUAGCUCAAAAAAUAUCCAUCAACUGACAAAGGAAGGUACCUUAGUGCGAAUAAUUUCAGCUUCUUCAUUCGGAAUAUCUAGUCCGUGGAUUAUACGGUUUGAAUUAAAUAGUAACAUCUUUUUACUGACAGACUUUGACUCUGGGAAAGUUGUUAUCUGUAAAAUUUGUUAAGCAAAGAGUAAUUGUUCGUAACGUAUUUCAGAUGAAUAGCGACCAUUACAACUUUUUUUCAUAAUUCAAAAGUAUUUCGUCUGUAAAACAAAUAAAGAAGUUGUAAAGAUUCAAAUAAAUGUGUAUUGUGAUACAGUGUUUCAAAAGAAUGGGUUAAUUUAAAACAAUUUGACUGUAUACAAAUAAAGCUCU